Molecule: messenger RNA, 465 nt
Organism: Mytilus trossulus (common blue mussel)
Lineage: Eukaryota; Metazoa; Mollusca; Bivalvia; Mytilida; Mytilidae
Product: NADH-ubiquinone oxidoreductase chain 6-like
Exons: 1
Coding region: 1-465 (154 amino acids)
Source: RefSeq, a predicted model, not a curated record
AUGAGAGUUAUAGUCAUAUGUGUAAUUUUGAUGGCUGUGUUUUCGAUUGUCUUAAUUGCCAAGCAACCUAUUUCUUUAGGGCUAGUGCUAUUGAGGGGGUCUAUAAUUGCAUGUGUGGAGGUUGCACUGGAGGUUAGAAGGUUGUUAGGGUUCUUAUUGUUCCUAACUUACGUUAGGGGUGUAAUAGUCCUGUUCUUGUAUGUUUUAAGGAUCUACCCCAAUGAAGUGUAUCGUUUUAAUCUAGAGUUUAUGGUUCUCGUCAGAAGGUGUUGUGCCAGAGCGGUCCUUAUGGGUCUUAUGAAUUACGAGUACAGAGAAAUUAGCGGGUCUUUGUUUCUAAGUUUCAUGGCUGAAAGAAGCGGGUUAAGGUUAUAUAUCCUAAUAGCUGGUGUGUUACUGUUUGUAAUAUUAGUGGUGUCGUAUUUGUGCAUAAAAACCAUGGUGCCUUUACGAAGAGUAAAAUAA